Molecule: messenger RNA, 2589 nt
Organism: Trichoderma atroviride IMI 206040
Lineage: Eukaryota; Fungi; Ascomycota; Sordariomycetes; Hypocreales; Hypocreaceae
Source: RefSeq, a predicted model, not a curated record
AUGAGUAACCGCCAUCUGCCGGCUGGGCAGAACAUACAAGCUGCAGCCGGAGGCGUCAAUGGCGGCCUGGAUAUGAACGGAAACAUGGCACAUGUGGGCAAUAUGGGCGGCCCGCGGAGGAACAGGCCGCAGUACAACGGCAACAUGCCCUAUCACCAGCACCGCGAGCCUCACUAUCAGCACCAGCAACACCAGCAACACCCCCAGCACAUGAUGUACUCCAACUAUCCGCCAUACACUCAGCAGCAGUACUACGCCAUGCCGCAGCACCACUACCCGCAACCACUUGCCCCGGGCUAUAUGCCUUACCAGGGCUACACCAGGUCGCCGCCGCCGAUGCAGCAGUUUGCCCCGAUGGUGGGCGUGAGCGUCCCACCGAGCUACCCCCGAGGCGUUCCGCAGUCGCCCAACCCAACCACGCCGUAUCAGCCUCCACUUGCUACCGCGCCCGGCCUGCCUCAUACGCCGUCCUCGACUCACUCGACGCAAUUGCUGCCUCCGCAUACACCUACCACUCCCCAGACGCCUCAGAGCGUUCAGCCAGCCCCCGUGGUGCCCACCCCUCCUACUCAGGAGACUGCUCCAUCACCAGCUCCGGCCCCGGCCAUUGUUGCUGCUGCCGAGCCCCGCGAGCCGUUUCGACCACCGCUACCCUGGCUGUCACAUCCCGGUGUUGCAUUCCCUGUGAGGACUCCGCGAGCAAAACGGCUGAGAAAGCCUUUGGGUGCAGGAGACAAGGCGGUAUCCCUACCUGCGGGGCAGCAUGAUGUAGCAGCAGAACAAGCCAGUCAGAAGCCUGCUCUCUCUGCCCACAAGCAGUCGGGCACUCAAGCUCCAGCUCUCAAGCAAGAGGUAGAGCCUGAAGUAUCCAAGACUGAAGAGACAGUCAAGGCAACGACCAAUGUUCCUGCUACGCGCACAGCUGCCCCCGCCAUUCCUGUAGUCCCAGUCCUGCCAAAGCACGGGCCCAAGCCUGAGACUGCGAGUCAAGAAAAGGCAAAUGAAGAUGCUGCCAAGCUCAACGGUCAAGACACGGUGGCUGCCGAGUCAAACGAGGUCAAUCCUGACGGAACAAACGAUGCUCCUGCCUCAGCAGUCAAAGCUCCUCCCUCGAGCUGGGCCAACCUCUUUGCCAGACCAUCAGCACGAGCUCCAGUCAACGGCUCGGGAGUGAAUGGUGUCAAUGGGAUCAAUGGUGAUUCGGCUGACGCCGCCAACAAUUUUCCCGGCUCUGCCUUUUCUAAAUCAAAUGUCAAUUCCCUCGCGGAAGCAAUCCAGUCAUAUGUGGUGGAGGACAACGGUAAACUCGACUUCCUUGAGCCACGCGGACUCAUCAACACUGGUAAUAUGUGUUACAUGAAUUCCAGGGCUGCUCACAGCUUCAAGAGCGAGACUCCUAUGAUUGACGCCUUGAUUAUGUUCAUGAGGGAGUAUAGAGUACUCAAAUCGUCAGCAUCGGCUGACCAGCUGAACCGUAACCUGAAGAGCGAGGACCUCGAGCGCUAUGGUGAACCAUUUACACCCGAGUUUGUCUAUGACGCUAUCCGACAGCUAUCUCGAUUUGACAGCAUGCGACGUGGUCACCAACAAGACGCAGAGGAAUUUUUGGGUUUUCUUCUUCAGUCUCUUGAUGACGAGUGCACGCAUGUCAUGAAAGAUUUGUCAAUUGUACCCGAAGAAGUGCCUUCAUCCAACACCUCGACUGGUGGAUCUGUUGCGGCUUCCGAUGACUGGCUCGAGGUCGGCCGCAAGCAACGUGCUGCAGUGUCUCGCCUAUCAGGCCACAACACAUCAACUCCCAUUACCAAGAUUUUUGGCGGUCUUUUGAGAUCUGAAUUUCGCGUGCCGGGCUUGAAAGAUUCUAUCACCACAGAACGCUACCAGCCUCUUCAAUUGGAUAUUCAGUCACCAGAUGUCAGGAAUGUCGUUGAUGCCUUGCGUGGGCUGACCCGGCCAGAGCGCAUUCAAGGGGACUUCAACUCCCCACGCGGAAAAGAUGUGGUUGCUACCAAGCAGGUCUUUAUUGAAUCUCUGCCCCCUGUUCUGAUUCUACACCUGAAGCGAUUCCAGUUCGACGCUGAAGGCCAUGGAACCGUCAAGAUCUGGAAGAAGAUUGGAUAUCCUCUGGAGCUUGAAAUUCCUCGCGAAGCCUUGUCACGCCAGAAACGCGACAGCUCGAUGCCUAGAUACAAGCUUAUCAGUGUGGUCUACCACCAUGGAAAGAACGCCAGCGGUGGCCACUACACUGUAGAUGUGAGACGACAGGAUGGUCGCGAAUGGAUUCGGUUAGAUGACACAGUCAUUCGGCGCAUUCGUCCGGAAGAUGUCGCUGAGACAGGAUCCGAAGAAGACCAGAAAGACACACGCAAGGAGACUACCUCGAGUGUCACCAACAACCGAUUCGGAGCGAUGAAUGAUGAAGAGACUGGCGACGAAGAUGGCUGGAAACAAGUUACCGCUCCAGCCAACGGCAAGCGAUGGAGCAGCGUCGUCAACGGCGGAGCUAACGGAGCUACCAAAGAGAAAUCAGUCAAGGACAGCAUCAAGGAUAACAAGGUGGCAUAUCUCUUGUUUUACCAGCGCAUGUAA